This is a messenger RNA of Phanerochaete carnosa HHB-10118-sp, 501 nucleotides long. RefSeq lists its product as uncharacterized. The record is from RefSeq and is a predicted model, not a curated record. NCBI's taxonomy places the organism in Eukaryota, Fungi, Basidiomycota, Agaricomycetes, Polyporales, Phanerochaetaceae. The transcript has 2 exons. The coding region runs from base 1 to 501 and encodes 166 amino acids.
AUGUCUGCAGGACAGUUGAACCUUGGGUCGGUACUCACGGGUAUCGACAACGAGUAUGCGCAACGCAGGAAGCAGCGCCUGGCACUCAUCAACCAGCUGCGUGCGAUAGGCGCACAAGCAGAGUUCGACCUUCCUCGCGUCGCCGUCAUCGGGAAUCAGUCCGCGGGCAAGUCUAGCCUCGUCGAGGCCAUCUCUGGCGUGCGCUGCACUGUCUUGGUUUGCCGUACCUCCGAUGCUAAUUACUACCUGCAGAUCAACGUGCCUCGCGACGCCGGGACAUGCACUCGCUGUCCGAUGGGGUGCCGCCUCUCCUCAUCCACCCAACCAUGGACGUGCCAAAUUUCAAUCCGCUGGAGUUCACCCCAGAAGGGACUACAAGCGACGUCGUCAUCGAACAAAAGUUUGGCUCGCCGCUGCACGAUCGGACGCACGUCGAGCUCGUGCUCCGUCGCGCGCAAACGACGGUGCUCAACCCGAGUACACAGCCCUGAAAUUUUGUAA